UGGCAGGCGCAGGUAAGCCAGUUGUAGAGUAAAAUAGCACGUAAGCCUUAAGACAUGAAGCGCUGGAGGCUCCGAGAAAAGCUCACUCAAAGUCACUUCUUUUCAACUCCCAAGGUCUCUCUUUCUCUCUCUCUCUCUAGAUUGGAGAAGCACUGUGUCUGUGUGUGUGCUGGUAGUAGCCAUUGUACGCCACUGCGUACUGUACUCACCCAACAACCUGCACUCUUUCAAGGAAAGAAGAUCCACUCCAUUUGUCCCCUUCCCUCCUAUACAUUCACACACCCUCCUGUAUCUAUACAUUCAUGCUCCUCCGCUCGCCCUGACCGCCCAAUGGAUCCACAAGGCCCCGCCAUGAUGAAUGAAGGCGGGGUUUAUAACUUCGCUGAGAUCUGGCCGGCUUUUCAGAUGAAUGCCGCUGCGACGUCGUAUGGAUUGGGCUUGGAUCCGAUGGUGAUGGACCAGAGAUCGAAUCACACUCCACCAAAUCACAAUUCUAGGAAGCGCCGCGAAGAUGAUGACUGUGUCAAGGGAGGAGCUUCUACUAGCAAUAGCAAUGGCAACAGCAAUAAUACUACUAAUAAUAAUAACAACAAUGUUAUGAGUGAAGGAGAUAAUAAGAGAUUGAAGGCGGUUGGAUCCAACCAUGCUCCUGAAACUAAAACAGAAGGGGAAGUGAAUUCGACUAAGGCGUCAGAAGCACUUGCAAAACCAGCUGAUCCAUCAAAGCAAGACUACAUCCACGUACGAGCAAGAAGAGGUCAAGCUACUGAUAGCCACAGUUUAGCUGAAAGGGCUAGGAGAGAAAAGAUUAGUGAGAGGAUGAGAAUUCUUCAAGAUUUAGUUCCUGGUUGUAAUAAAGUUAUAGGCAAAGCAUUAGUGCUCGAUGAGAUUAUAAACUAUAUCCAAUCAUUACAACGCCAGGUUGAGUUUCUGUCGAUGAAGCUUGAAGCAGUCAAUGCAAGAGUGAGCAUUGAUGGAUACCCUUCAAAAGAUGUAAGUGCUUCAAACACAAUCACCCCAACUUUUUUGAAAAUAUUUCAACUUCUUCAUUUCUUGAAAUUUCAAGCAAUUCGACAUUUAUUCUUCAAGAUGAUAGAUGCUCCCUGGAAAAUGUUUCAUAAAUAAAUUUUGAUACAUGUCUGGGAGAUUUUGUUCAUAAAUCAUAUUCUGUCGUCUGACUAAUAGCUUCUACAGAAGUAUGAGUUGGUUGAAAGUGUAAUUUUUGGGUAAAUAUGAGAUUUCUACCUUCAUUGGCAUCUUAGCAGAAGCUUAUUAGGGAAUUUUCCUAAGGCCUGAAACUGUUUUUUUGAACAAAUUAACAGCCAAUUCAAAGUUUCAUCAACUUCUGGGUAUUGUCAUUCUUUCUUUCAACAUCAACCAGUUUGGACCCUUAGUUUCAAACAAGCUUUAUCCUAUCCCUACGACGCUACUUGCGACUGAGAUGCUCCUUGUAAAUUGAAUAUAAACCUACACCACCAUCUCAACUGGUAAGUCACCCACAAAGUGACACGGAUGUUAAGAAUCUUUAGACGCAUCAAGUAGCAGGACCAUCUUCUUACUCUACAUAAUAACAUUAUCCACGAUAUUAGAAAGAAACAGUUGAAAUCUCACACGACACACAGAAUAUUCCUACUUUUUAGUACAAUACCUUCGCAUGUUUUACUGUCAUCGCAUACAGAAAUGUUAACGUUGUAAAAUGACGAUAUUUGUUUUACUUCAAUUGGACAGUUCUCUCAGCAAACGUUUGAUAGUUCUGGCAUGGCAUAUGGUUCUCAAAGUACAAGAGAAUACGGUAGGGGUUCUUCACCAGAAUGGCUACACAUGCAGAUUGGUGGCGGUUUUGAACGAUCAUCGUGAGAACUCCCAUAAUUAGCCCAAUAAGAGCAUUGAAAAGCUGUGCUUCUUCCUCAGCGACUGCAACAGUAUACAUAUUUUCUUGAAUCUGAAUAUAAUCUCAGUUCCUAUAAUCAGGUGUAGAUGUGUUUGAGCACGGUGCUAUUGAAGAUUGUAUCCUAACAAUCCAUGCCCGACAUCAGUCUCCUUUUAUAGAAGAGCUCCUCCCCAUUUAUAUCCGAUUAAGAAGAUGAUUCAUAGAGUAUCAAUGAUAUUGUAAAAUGCCUGUUCCCAACUUCUAAAUUCUUAUUCUUGUAUUUAUCUCUGUCAUUGCCAUUAAAACUGGGAUGUCACAAAGUCGAUUGCUUCGUUGAAUAAAAGUAAGCUUUGUUGUUACA
Molecule: messenger RNA, 2231 nt
Organism: Salvia miltiorrhiza (redroot sage)
Lineage: Eukaryota; Viridiplantae; Streptophyta; Magnoliopsida; Lamiales; Lamiaceae
Product: transcription factor BHLH094-like
Exons: 5
Coding region: 55-1125 (356 amino acids)
Biological process (GO): regulation of DNA-templated transcription
Cellular component (GO): nucleus
Molecular function (GO): DNA-binding transcription factor activity; protein dimerization activity
Source: RefSeq, a predicted model, not a curated record